ACAGAACGUCGAUCCCACCAAUUGAAUUUGUCUAGCCACUUCUGACUUUUAACCUCGGAAACCGCCGCAAGAACAGUCGUAAACAUCAGCGAUGAUUAAUAGAUUGAUAAAAUCGAGUGGCGGGAUCGUAAAGAGAUAACCCAUGGAUCCAAGAAUCUCCAUCCCACACUGAAAUGGACCGAUGUCAAGACCCAGUCUACCUUCGCCUUCGUCGAAACUAUCUCAUAAUCUACCUACUAGCAGCCUUCGUAGACUGGCUGCAGGGCCCCUACCUCUACACCAUCUACUCGACCUCAAACUACACCAAAACCGACAUCUGCUUGUUCUACAUAAUAGGUUUCGCAAGCAGUGGAGUCUUCGGUGUUCUGGUAGGUCACUUCGCCGACAAAUUUGGCAGAAAAAAGAUGUGCAUCAUCUACUUCCUCUCGACCAUCCUCACAUGCUCCUGCACAAUCUCGAAGGAUCGAAAUGUUCUGAUGAUGGGGAGGGUCUUCGGAGGGGUCUCGACAUCAAUCCUCUGCUCGACCUUCGAGUCCUGGUACGUGGGGCAGCACCUCUCUCGUCAUCACCUCGAUAAAGAUCUGAUCAGCACAACGUUUGCCAAAGCAACAUUCUACAACGGAUUGACUGCAAUCUCCAGUGGUUUCCUGUCAUCUCUGCUAGUUGACACCUUUGGAUAUGGCCCAGCGACUCCAUUCGUCUUUUCCAUCCCCAUAUCCAUGCUCUCAGGGUGUCUCUGCGCUGUCCUCUGGGGGGAAAAUGUGGAGAUCAGUAAAUCCAAAUCAAUGGAUGUCUUCAGGGGCGUGAGGAUUAUCUUCUCGAGGGAAGGUAGGGCCUUGAUCUUCUUGGGGGUCGUGCAGAUCAUUUUUGAGACUGUCAUGUACGUAUUUGUGUUCCUGUGGACUCCUGUACUCGAACCCAUGGAUCCCAGCUUUGGUUUCAUCUUCGGGAUAUUCAUGAUAUGCAUCGGAAUUGGAAGCUUUCUGCACUCGUUCUUCCAGAGCUACUUCGGCGUGUCUGUGGAGAUUUUACUCUGCUGCAGUGUUCUCCUGGGACUGGGAAGCAUAGCCACUUGUGCUCUGGGGGUUCAUCUUCAGAAAGAUGAGUGGUUCUUGGCCUUUGGGACUUAUCUGUGUUUCAUUGGCUUCAUGUUCUUCGAAAUUGCAGUGGGACUGUACUUCCCAGCUGUGGGGUUCCUCAGAGGGGUUGUUGCUCCUGAGAGCCUCAGGGCUAGCAUCGUCAAUUGGAUAAGACUCCCCUGCAAUUUUCUCGUUGUGGCUGUUUUGUUUUAUAUUAAGAUUGGGGGCACUGAUAAUCAGAUGAUGUUUGUCAUUAGCACAAUAGGACUUGGUUUCACUGCCCUUUAUUCCUUCAAGUUUGUCAGAGUUUAUGAGAAGUCCGAGGGGGAGCAGCAAUGCUGCUGUACUUUGAGCCUUUGAUGUGUUCUUUUCAUUUUGAAAGACAAUAUCCUCCAUUGACAGAGUAACUUAAGAUCAAAGAAUUAUUUAUUUAGAUAUUUAUUCGCGAGGCAAUGGCACAAAGAUUCCGGAUCAAACGCACUGUUAAUAUUCCUGGUUGAAACAAAUUUUCUUCUAUAUACCUUCAUCUUAAGAUAUAAAUGAAACUAAUUUGGAUACUCACAUCCAAGGAAUUGUUACAUGGCCUUAUUAGAUUAAGGAAACUCCAAAAAUUGGUAUAGAUUUACGUGUAAUUUACCCAACGAUAUUUUGCAAUGAAUUUAUCAACGAUUUUUAUCGUGAAAAUAUAGAGAAAUAAAAAAUGUUCAUAUACGUGCUAUUGCUGUGAAAGUAUAUUGUUAAUGCAACACGGGCCUUACUAGACUAAGAAGACGAAUAGAAAAUAGAAAAAUAGAAAUAGUCCAAUGUCUUAAUUGUGCAACGACUUGUGGAUGAUUCUUCGAAUGAGCUUUACGCACAAUAAAUAAUUUGGGAACAACAAUCCUCUUUUGUUUUUAUUUAUGACAGUUUUUGUAAAAUGAAUGAUCAAGGCAUAAUGUGUGUCAUCAUCCUUCAUGGUUGAGUAGAAUGGAUGCUUGUUGUGACGUGCGUCAGAUGUGGAGUGGAUCGAGCGAAUACGAUGCUUAUCAUCAGUCAGAGAACUGCCCUUUGACGAAGGAUCAAAGCACCCACUGUCAAAGGUCCAGCUGCUUAUGGAGAUUCAGAAUCUUCACUGGGUGCUUGGCUGUCAUGUGCCUUGUUAUGAUUGCCUACCUGAUUUAUCUGCACUCGUUAUUGGGAAGUUACAAGGAUAUUCUCGAUCAUGGGGCAGUGGCAGCGGACAAUGUCAAUUGCUCGAGGGUGGGGACUGAUAUUCUCAAGGAUGGGGGCAAUGCUGUCGAUGCAGCGGUCGGUGCUAUGCUUUGCAUGACAGUUAUUGCUCCUUACAAGACGGGUUUAGGAGGGGGUGGAAUCGCUAUUGCCUACGACGCAGGCGAUGAGAGUGAGCCUUUGGUCGUCGAUUUUGCUACGAAUACCAUCUCAGGAGCCCUAGCAACAGCAAAAAUCAGAAUUCCCUCAGUCGCCCGAGGACUGGAAACACUCCACAAACUAAAAGGAAUUUUACCCUGGAGUAAAAUCGUCGAACCGGCUGAGAACCUCGCCAAGGAUGGAUUUGUCAUCACGGAACAAUUUUUCGAAGAAGUUUCUCGAGUAAAUGACCAUGGAACACUGUUCGGAUAUCUAGAGCCCGGGGAAAUUCUGACACAACCGCAUUUGGGGGAGACUUUGGAGGUGAUAAGAAGUCAUGGAUCGCAAAGUCUUUACAACGGAAGUCUGGCCGACAAAUUCAUGCGCGACGAGUUCCAUGAAGCUCAUGAGCACUUGCUCCCGGCAUUGGCAGAUUAUGAAGCCCUGCAAGGAAAAGCAAGGAAAUUCCACUUCUAUGAUCACACGAUUUACGGUCCGGAGCAUGGGAAUGUACUUCAGACUGUUUUAGAUAAAGUGCAGCACCUGGGGAUUUCUGCGGAGGAUGGUGCCUCUUUCGAGUCACAGCUGGAGGUGGCCAGAGCCCUGGUUGAAAUGAACGUUACGGACUAUCACAUUGAACAAGAGAGGUACACAACAGUCAUUGCAGUUGAUGCCAACCGGAAUUUCGUAUCGAUAGUAACAGGUUUAAGUGCUCCACUGGGUCUAGGACACAAAACAGGUGCUGGCUUCCUCCUGGACGGUCUGGGGGGAGUCUCUGAGAAUAAUCUCCAGGACCUUACUCCAAUAAUUUUUCACUCAACCAAAAGCCCAGUAGAAUAUUCGGGGGCUCUCGGUGUGGAUGACCCCAUCCUUGCCACGGAAAUCCUAUCCAAUAUAAUCCUCAGGAAGCUGAACCUCUCGAUCGCCAUCGAGACGCAGAGGUAUUAUCGACUUCCUGAAGGAAUCCUCAUGGAGCCCAGUGGGAAGUACCCCUUGGACGGCUCCUUGUCGAUAGAAAUAUCGAAUUUAAUCCCUGGAUCGAGCACCGACAUCGCGCAUUACGUGAAGAGCGUCAAUGCUGUUGUGAAACAGGGACAUUCGUUGAGCAGCCACUCUGAUAGCAGAGGAGGAGGUCUAGCCUCCAGAUACAAAUAAAUUUAAUGAUAUCACGCCUGGAGGAGAGUAAGAGGCAGUGGAGUCAUAGAAUUCAUAGUUUAAUUCUAUUGAACUUCAAUUGACCUUGGAAUAAAAAUAUUGAAUAAAAAAUAUUCUAUGGAAAAAAUCUUUGGAAUUUUUUACAAGAGGCUCAAUCAAGCUAGUGACUGCCUGCCCUGUCGUUUGAAAGAGCACGUCCCGCCGAAAGCGAUCCGCUGAAAAAUUGGCACGAGUCAAAAAAUAACUUGGCCCUCAAUUCUACCAACAUUCCCACGAUGCAACAGGAUUAUAUAUUGUUGAAUAGUGAUAUGGAACUUUGCACUUGUCUCACAAGGAUUUUCACAUCGAUAACUGACAAAUUUCCCCUCUGCUAUGCAAAACGACUGCUAAUGCACACCAUAAGUCUACGAGGGCUCCUUGGUGUAGGUGACAAUAAAAUAAUAACAGACCAAAUCAUCAGAUAAGAUUAUUCAACUCGAUU
Messenger RNA from Diachasmimorpha longicaudata, 4062 nucleotides. Its product is annotated as glutathione hydrolase proenzyme-like. Gene Ontology annotation, cellular component: plasma membrane. Gene Ontology annotation, biological process: glutathione catabolic process. The record is from RefSeq and is a predicted model, not a curated record. Lineage: Eukaryota; Metazoa; Arthropoda; Insecta; Hymenoptera; Braconidae. Bases 2046 to 3581 code for a protein of 511 amino acids. The transcript has 8 exons. Gene Ontology annotation, molecular function: glutathione gamma-glutamate hydrolase.